GGGCUCCGGGUUGCGGCGGGGUGGCCCGGGACACUGCGGGGCUGCGGCGUGUGACCGAGGGUGGCGGGGCCUUGUUGCUCUAGACGCGUCUCCCCAGCCUGGGCGCUGAGGGUCGGGCGGCCUCUGCGACAGCGAGAGCUCAGGCUUGGUGUCCCGAGCAGGGGUCUCCCUGGCCCUUGAGGACUGGCUGAGCGUGGUGGGGAGUCCUCGGAAAGGCGGCUUUUCUCACCGCGGUGGCGGUGCCGUGACACCCUCCCUCCCCCGCAUCGUCACUAGGACGAGAUUUGAGACAGCCCUAGACAACUGACCCCCUGUCUCGGGUGAAUCCAGAUGAGAAGUUGUCUCUUGCCUCCCCUCCUCUCGUCAGUGAUCGGAAGACUGGCUCGCUGCUUUGCGGCCCACCAGCGUCCCAUGUGGCCUCAUGGAUGAGCUGGUACAUGACUUAGCCUCAGCCUUGGAGCAGACAUCUGAGCAGAAUAAGCUUGGUGAGCUGUGGGAGGAGAUGGCCCUGAGCCCCAGGCAGCAGAGGCGGCAGCUUCGGAAGCGCAGAGGCCGAAAGCGAAGGUCUGACUUCUCUCACCUGGCUGAGCAUGCCUGCUGCUUCAGCGAAGCCUCAGAGUCAAGUCUGGAUGAGGCCACCAAGGACUGCCGAGAAGUGGCUCCGCUAACCAAUUUCAGUGACUCUGAUGACACAAUGGUGACCAAACGGCACCCAGCUCUCAGUGCCAUCAUUAGGAGUAAGCAACAUUCUUGGCAUGAAUCUGACUCCUUCACGGAAAAUGCACCUUGCCGACCGCUCAGGCGCCGCCGGAAGGUGAAGAGAGUGACGUCAGAGGUGGCUGCCAGCCUUCAGCAGAAGCUGAAAGUGUCCGACUGGAGCUAUGAGAGAGGCUGCAGGUUCAAGUCUGCCAAGAAGCAGCGUUUGUCCCGCUGGAAGGAGAACACGCCCUGGACCUCCUCAGGCAAUGGGCUGUGUGAAGCAGCAGAAAAUAGGACUUUCCUAAGCAAAACAGGAAGGAAGGAAAGGAUGGAGUGUGAAGCCGAGGAACAGAAGCAGGGCUCUGAUGAGAACAUGUCAGAAUGCGAAACUAGCAGUGUGUGCAGCAGCAGUGAUGCGGGGCUCUUCACCAAUGACGAAGGACGGCAAGGGGACGAUGAGCAAAGUGAUUGGUUUUAUGAAGGAGAAUGUGUCCCCGGAUUCACUGUCCAUAACCUUCUACCCAAGUGGGCUCCUGAUCACUGCACUGAAGCAGAAAGAAUGGACUCCGGACUGGAUAAACUGUCAGAUCCCACAUUCCUUUUACCUUCCCGGCCAGCUCAAAGAGGAUACCAUGCUCGUCUGAAUCGGUUGCCAGGAGCUGCAGCUCGGUGCCUUAGGAAGGGGCGGAGAAGGCUGGCUGGGAAGGAAACCAGCAUAAGCAGUCUAGGAACCGAGAGGAUAAGCCAUAUCAUCAGUGACCCCCGGCAGAAAGAUUUCUGCUUACCAUCAGCUGGGAAAAGAGAACGAAAGCAGUGUGUCCUGGGAUGUGCUGUGCAGUUGUCCUUGAAAAGUUUAAUCCUCUCUCUCCUCUUUACUCCCUGGAUGUUCUUGCUGAUGCUUCUCAUCGAAGGUGUUCCCCUGCACACUGCUCUGCCAGGCAGGCAAAGGUACACUGGGGACCACCGUGUUCACGUGACAUUAAGAGGAAACGGAAACCUGUGGCCUCAGCAUCUUUAUCUAGCUCUAGUACAGUGCACCCAGAUGUGCUGGAGCCAGCCACCCCAUCCCAGAAGCCUCCCCACUCCACGUGGUUGGACAGGACCGCUGCAGCAGAGAAAGCCACUGCCUCCGCUCCUGCCACGUUUUUCAAAAUGCCACAUGAAAAGAGCUCUGGAUGCAGCUAGAGCCCAGUAGCUGAUGAGUGUUGGAACUGCAUUGUACAGUCUUGGUGUCCUAAUUGGCAUUCCUGGUCCUCGUACCACCAGGACCACCUCCUCUUCACAUCAGCAGCAGCUCUUUCUUAUGGAAAACAAAUGAUAUUUGGGGAAUCUUUUUUUGUCAAGUAUCAGGGCAGCAGUUUUCUUUAAAGGGGUGAGGCAUCUUCUGCUGUAUUCCUUACUUUGUUGUUAGCCCACUGUUUACCUCCAGCUGCCUUCCUAGAGCUGUUGCUCCUUGGCAGCUGUGUCUUUAUUCCUGGAAAACUAGUAACAGCUUUUGCGUACCUUCUGUGUAGAGCUUUUAAUAUCACUGAUGAAGUCCCAAAUUCACAGCCAAUUCCAAACACAUUCCUGGGUGGAAUUGUGUCUAUGCAGUACGGCUUGCCAUUGAGCCUUUAUUCACUCAGUGCCAGUAAGAUACACCAAACAAGUUCUCAGUUUGGGGCCUCAGAAGAGACACCAGCAGGAUGGGUUGGGACUUCCAGUUGGCCUGCACUUCGACUGAGGGGGAAUCACUAGCAGCUGCAUUGUACUUGACCUUAUCCUCAUGGUCUGUGUUCUGCUGACAGGGCAUGUCUAAGCAUGUAGGUUGGUGCACUCAAAUGCGGGUGGUGGUUUAAGUGCACAGCAAAAUAGUCAGUGGAUAAUGUUUGGUUAGCAUUUCUGAUCCUGGUCUAAGGCUUGUAUCCUGAAUGGGACUUCACUGUUAGUGUUUUAUAGGUCAGUAGCCAGUGAUGAACAGGAACUCAUGCUCUGUUAUCUGUUACAGUAAUGGCUGCUUGAGGCCAUGCUUUGGGAAGGAAAAAUGUCUUUUUGACAUGCCUCUAUGUGGCGUGUUUAUGACUGCUCAGCUGCAUGUAGAGUUGUAUAUACGGUUGAGCCUGAAGUCUGGAUGCUACUUUGUCAAAGUGAGGAAUAUGUGACUGCCUGGAGCUGCUGGGGAAAGCCACAUUUCCCAAAAGUAUUAUCAAGAGCACCUGUCAUUCAGAGGCCUGCUUGACAGGGUGCUCUUACUUUGUGUCAACCGAGUGCUUUUACUCUGAAAUACACAGGAGCUCUUUGCAGAAUGCUCACUGCUCUGGUCGAAUGGGACAGAACACCUCUCCCUUAGACAGGUGCCAAGUAGUCUAGUGCCUCCUUUUCCCAAAGUGUAAUUGUCCCUCCCACACAGUGUGAUUAAUGUGGGGUGGGCAGAGUGUGAGUCUGUUUGGAAAGGGGAACAUGAAGCUGGGUUUUGUAGAUUCUGUGGAAGGCUGAGAACGUGUGAGCUGACCAUGAGAGAGUGGUAGAGGGAGGUACAGAUAGAGACCAAGUAAUGGGAGGGCAACACCAAGGCCCCCAGCCCCCCAGUCCCUCAGUCCCCCAGUCACCCUGGUUCUUAUAAGGACCAACUGUCCUGUAGGGAGUCACAGCUGCCUCCACAGACAAUAGGGAAUGUGGCACUGUUGAAUGGCUCGGUGAUGGAAGUAGGCUGUGUCUUGCAUUCUCACCUAGAUCCUGCAGUGACCUAUGGAACACAUAACAGUCUGGGUGGAGUUAAGGGAGAGCCUGACUGAUGAUACUUAAAAUGUUUCCAAACUGGUUCAUAAAGACGCUGAUCCUGAUGACGGCUUGAGAGACCUCACAGUUAGGUGCAAAGGUAUUCUUGUAGCUCUCCUUUGUGGUAUAUUGCUAGGUUGUCCUCUUUCUACCUGGGAUUUCAAGUAGUUUAUAUAUACAUAUUUAUUACACUUUAAAUAUCUCUGAAGCCAUGUCAAUGUUCAGAGGUGAAGGCAGACUUGCAUAUGUACUCAGGCACAUGAGUCAGCCUAAACUAUAGACUUUCAAGCUAUUCUGCCAUGGGUUAUAUAAUCUGUUGUUUCUCGUUGGUAUCCCUAGUCAAUCUGAGACCAAUGUGUAUGAAGCUUUUUCAUGGAUGUUUAUCAUCUUUCUUGGUCAUCCAUUUUUACACAUUUCUGAACACUUUGGACAGGGAUCACCCAAAACUGUAGUACCUUCUUAUAAUGAAUGGGAAUAAAGUUACUCACCUGAGAAAAUACAGUAUUAAGUGCACAAAUACUUUCUAAUACAGGGUUGUAAAUUUAUGCUCAUUUUAGGGUAUAAAUGCAUGCUUAGGGCAGUCACUUAUUCUGCUAUUUCUGUGGCAACCAGCUUCAGGGGCUAACUUUAGUAUCAGCUGUAUUUUAAACCUUACAUUUAAAAUUUUUUUAUGACACAGUGGAUAAUGUUAUAAAUUAAGAUCUGCUUUUCAAGGAGAGAUGAGGUUUUGUUGUCAGUGUUGAAGAUGACCAGACAGAUCUUAAAGAUGACCAUUGAUUGCACGCAUGCAUUGGAUACCAGGAGUUAAUGAAGCCAAGUUCCACAGUUCUGACUUCAAGGUUCUGAUAAUAUCUCUAUGGACUACAGAUGUUUCUCUUAAUUUCACUGUUGUAUUUUUUUCUGUAAUGAACAAAAAUCACAUUACCUACUUGCAUGACAUCCAUUCACAGGUUGUUAACUUUGCUGAGGAGUUUGAGGUUAUGUUUCAGGUGCAGCAUUUAAAGGAGUAGCUCUUGGGUCAGAACUGAUGAGAAGAAGAAUUUCUAAAGAAUUUCUAAAUUCUUUAGAAAUCAGUUGCAAUGAGAGAUUUUAGAUGACGUUGACUCUUAAACAAGGCAGUUGUCACAGCAGAUGACCCAAAGUAAAUAAAGCAUCUCAAUCUGUGGUGCUUAUGAAUGAGAUUUUUUUUUAAGUAAAGUUCAAUGUAUAUAGUGAGUAAUUUAAUUAUCAGUCCUAAAAAGGUUGAUUAAGCUUUGCAUUUGGGGACGGAAGACACUAAGCAUAUCCGUCCAUCUAGAUCUAUCAUCUGUGUAUCUUCUAUCAUAUCUAUCAUUUAUCAGUCUAUCAUCUAUUUAUGUGUGCAUACCUGCCCACCUAUCUACAAUUUCCUUCCGUGGUCUAGGAAGUUCUGUGUUAACCUAAGUUAACACAGAAGCCACUGAGAACGUUAGGUACUAGGAAGAGCUCCCAGGCCACCAUGAUCAUGUCUGGUGCAGUUGAUUCUUCGGCUCUAGGUAAAGUGUUAUGGGAUGCAUGGUUCAUUUAAGGUCUUUGCUCUAUUUUGCCUGUGGUUCUGAGCAAUGUGUUUUUAUCUCUCCCCUUCCUGGGCAAAGUGCCUUGGAUACACCUCAACAGCAGAAGCUGUUUCAGUGUCUUAGGAACUUUGUUUGAACUGAGAGCAGACUGGCUGGCUCUAGCAGACAUGGCUGUUGUCUUGUUAGGGGCAUAGCUUAGACAAUGGGGAAGUGGAAGCAUUUCACCCUUGUUGGCCUCUCCCCUUGCUAAAGCUAGUUUUGCUUUUAUCACUAUGUCCUAUUUCCCCUUGCUGUGGUUAGGAGAGUUAACAGCUUCUAGCAACAGUAAGGAUGUUUCCCUACCCCAUCAGAAAGAGAAGCAAAGCCAUGGAGCAAAACUGGUCAUUUCUACUACAGGCACUGAACACAAAUGGCUAGGGUGUUCACUCCUGUGUUAUGAUCUCAAAAAUAGAAAGGCCCAUGCCUGGAAAAAGCAGUGUGGGAAAAAAAGGAACAAUAACACUAAAGAGUGUGGACUGUAAGGUUUUUAAGGUAGUGAUCAAAUUUGGGCAGAAUAAUAUAUUCCUGGAAGUGGAGAGACCUCUUGGUAAAUAGGCAGCUUUGGAACGACAGUUUUCCAGUAUGGUAUGAGGAAGAGGCUGAUGCUGAAGAUACAAAGGGGAGUAUCUUAGGCAGAGGGAAGGGAAGGGGUGCUCUAAGCAGAGCCUUAGGCUGGUCCUUAGACUGGCAGUGAGGAGAUACUGAAGAUUCUCACAGUGUGGAGUAGUCUCUGGCAAAGGGAAAGGGGUUGCUCAGAGCAGUUCUUAGACUAGCAACAGCUGACCUAUGGGUCAGUUCCUGAGGAUGAGGUCCAGCAAGCCUAACACACCCUACAGGGGAGCCCAGCACAGACUUAAGCCUUGCCAGUAAAGGAGACUGUCUCCUUGGCAAAGACAGAUUUUGUGUAUGAUUUCUUGCAUAAACUCUUAAAAAAUGGCUUUGUUCCCCAUGGUUUUCCCUCCCAAAUGCCUGGGAAAGGGUAAAACUGUCCUCAUGGCUGAGUAGAGGAUGAAAGUGACUUGACAUAGUUCAAAUAUAACAAGAAUGACAGUCACUUUUCACAAUUAUCAGUAUAAAAUGUUAUAUAAAAUAUAUCCUGUGAGUUUUAGGAGAGCCAGGGCUACACAGAAAAACCAUCUCAAACAAACAAACAAACAAACAAAAAAACCCAAAAAAAAGUUAUGGUGUUCCAUAGCAGUGAUCCCAGAAUCACAAGGCAGAGACAGGAGGAUACUAGGCUGACCUGAGCUACAUACCAAGAUUUUGUCUUUAACAAUUCGAAACACUUCCUAAAGUUUUUUUUUAGACUUAAUUACAAACUGAUACCACCCCCCAGAAUCAUGGUAACAGUUCCUACUGCCCAGUAUCUCUGCCAGUGCCCCUUCUGUUAGCAGUUUUUGCAGAGCAGCCAUUCCAAACCCUAUUAACCUCAGCCUCUCAGCAACUAGUCUUACCCUCCUACCCCGACUUAGCCGAGAGUCUUCCUCCCUCCCAAUCACACUUGCUCUUGAGAGUACCUGUCUUGCCAAGGUUUGUUGCCCUUAGCCCUCAUGAUUUGUGCAUUGUUCAGGCUAGCUAUAUACAGCCUCUUGUCAUAGACAUUUUUGCAUUUUAAUAUGUUCAGAACCCCCCCCCAAAAAAAAAAAAAACAAAAUACACUUUCUUAACCCUGGAUCCCUACUGACCACGGAAGUACACCCCCUCCUCUAUCUUUGAAUUCUGUUUUUCAUUGAAGUGGGGGUUUUUAACCCUGGGGGCGUUUGGAUCAACUAGGAACUUUAAAAGAGAUAUGGUUCAGCAGGUAAAAGGCAUUUUGUCACCAAGCCUGAUGACUUUGAGUUCUGUCCCUGGGACUCAAAUGGUAAAAGAGAAUCAGCCCUAGCAAUGUGUCUGUCCUCUGUCCUAUACAGAUACGCCAUGGCACAUAUGUGCAGAAUACGGUUUUCUGUUAAUUAAAGGCAAAACAGUUUUCAAGAGAACUUAAGGGCAAACCCAUCCUGUAUUUACUGUCUUAUGCCUAUGCAUAAUUGGGAUUACAUAUGAUUAAAACCAGAUGGAUUAUAGGAAGGGACACACGUGGUAAAUGAUUAUGUGACCUAAUCAAUCAAAGCACUGCUGCCAGGAAGAUGUUUUCUCUGCCAUUGUAUCUUGUAACUAGGAAUUCUAUAUAUAAAAGGUAUUGAUUUUUGUAUGCUAAUUUUAUUUUCUGCUACUGACUUGUUCUACUUGUGGGAGUUAAUUUUACCAUUAAUCCACUGGAGUAAAAAGAAAACCUUC
Cricetulus griseus (Chinese hamster) is the source of this 7307-nucleotide messenger RNA. NCBI's taxonomy places the organism in Eukaryota, Metazoa, Chordata, Mammalia, Rodentia, Cricetidae. The record is from RefSeq and is a predicted model, not a curated record.